AUGCUGCAGCACCGCCCCCCCCUGCUGCUGUUGCUGCUGCUGCGUUGCUGCAUUUGGCUCUUCCUCCUCUUAGCGGCAGCAGCAGCGGCAACUGAUGCAGCAGACGCUGCUGCUGCUGCUGCUGCUGCUGCUGCUGCAGGCGGGAUUCCGUUGGAGGGUCUUGCUCCUGGGGAUCGUCCCCAGGAACGUCUCCCGAUCCCUGUCACCCCACAGGUGCCCCCCAACCCAACGCACCUGAGCCAGCAGCAAUCUGCUGCUCCUCCUGCUGCUGCUCCUCCUCCUCCUCCUGCUGCGUUCUCCGUGCAACAAGCAGACACGGAUGGAGAAGCAUCAGUGGGGGAAGCAGCAGCAGCUGCUGCAGCAACUGCAGCUACUGCAACUGCUGUCUUUUUCAGAGGCGCACCUGAAGGAGACCAAAGUGUAUCUCCUGCAGCUGCUGCCACGGCUGCCGCUGCUCCUGCUGCUCCUGCUGCUGCAGCAUCAGCAGCAGCAGCAGCAGCAGAGCCUGUGCAUGCACUGCCAAUACUUAAAGUGGUAGCUUUUGCUGAGGAGGUGCCGCAGGUUGUACGAGCUGGGGAAUCUGUGCAUGCAGUGUUGCAUGUAAAGAGUAAAGACGGGGCUUUAUUGACUUCAUUUGAUGAAGCCCUUUACUUUAGUUUCUUCUCUCUAGAAGAAAACACAAAAAAUACAGCGACACCCCAAGAAAUAGACAGAACCUUCUUCACUGGAGCUACCGUUGCAAACGCACACAAAGGUGUUGCAUCUGUGGGGGAUUGGCGUUUCUUUAAGGCGGGACUUUAUAAAAUAAAAGCUGCUUGUGAUGGGUGUCUCUCCGCAUUUUCUGCUGAGCUUCGGGUAGUUAGCAGCAGCUUGUUCGCGCUGCAGCUGCUGCAGCAGCCUGCUGCCAGCAGCAGCGCAGGAGCACCCAUACACCCCGCUCCCGUCUUGCAGGCUGUUGAUGCCUUUGACAAUGUUGUAGAAGAUAUUAAAGGAGAUGUCGCUGUACAGCUUAUUCCCAGCCAAGCACAAACAAAACUAACCACAGUGCAAGGAGACACCCCGAAAGUGAUAGGAGUGCUGCAGCAGCCUUUUAAAAAAGGGAUUGUCUCCUUUCCGGGUCUCUCUGUGGGGACAGCAGCAGAAGGAUAUCGUCUUCGUUUUUUGCUGCUGUCUCCUUCGGUUGGCCGCCCCAUUGAGGUCUUCAGCGAGCCUUUCAAGGUACAAGCAGCAGCUCCUGCUGCGCUGCAGUUCCUGCUGCAGCCCCCCCCAGAAGUUGCAGCAGGAGACACAUUUCAGGUGUCUGUACAGCUCCUAGAUGAGCACGGCAACCCCAUACCCCACAGCCACACCAUCACGCUGAGCGCCAGGAAGGAGACAGAAGAAACAGAAGAGACAGAAGCAGAGACAAAAGGGACGGAAGAGACAGAUCCAGAGACAGAAGAGGCCUCGCAGCAAAUUGAAUUCUUGGGAGCAGCAGACGCAACUGCAGCAGAGACGCAAACAAACUCCGGCAUCGCCACAUUUAAAGAAAUCGCCUUGCCCCCCUCCAAAGACCUUCUUUACCUCAAGGCUGCAUGUACAAGCUGCGAGGGGACAGUGCGUGGGCGCUCUCUGAGCAGCCGCGUGCGGGCGUCUUCUUUUGUAGCAGCAACUGCAUGCGAUUUGCUGCUGGAGGGCAGCAACGACGGCGGAGAUACUUGCACUGUCUCCGUCUCUUUACACAGUCUCCUCGCUGGGGGCCCCACGGCCCCCAUCUCCAUUUCAGUGCUGCAGAUUGAACCUGUCUCCCUUGUGGGGCCUUCGACUGACAGCCCCCUACCUCUCACUGUCUCUCCUGCCUCUCUCGUCUUCAACCCAGAGGAGGCAUCUGUCUCCAAGACGCUGCAUAUCAGAGCGUUGGAUGACUCUGUUGUGCGGUACAGCUCAGAUGUCUCGGAUUGGAGUUCAGGUUUGCUGCUGCAGCACUACCGCGUGCAUUUGCAUGCAGAGUCAGCGGACCCUUUGUGGGGCCCUACAGCAGUUGAGUGGCUGGAUGAACAUUUCUUAGACAUCACAGUUCUUGAAAACGACAAAUUCAAACUCCAAUUUCAACAAACGCAGCAGCAACAGCAACUCCUCAGGCGAGGGGACAAGAUAUCGUACGAGGUCUCUUUGGGGUUCAGCCCCACAGAGGGCCCCGUCAACGUCUCCCUCGAGGCCCCUGUAGGUGUUGUUAUAAGCCCCUCCCGUCUCACCUUUGAGAAGGAAAACUGGAGUGUUCCCCGUCUUGUUCAAGUUCAGACACCUGCAAAGGCUGGGCAAGCAGCAAGCAGCUUCGCCGUCACCCAUCAACUCCAAGGCAGACUGGGGGGUCUUGAAAUUCAAGAAAAAGAAGAACUCAUCUUCUGGGUUGCGGAGGAGGGGAAGGGAAAGGUGGUAUGGGAGGAGGUCCCUGGGGCUGUGCUGGCGGAAACGUCUUUCGUGUUGUCUUUUCGGCUGUCUCUACAGCCUACGGAAAUUGUCUCUGUCUCCUUAAACUGCGGGCCGCUGCUUGAAGCCCUCAGCAGCAGCACUGUGCUACUGACCCCCCUUCAGUGGCACCGAGGCGCGACGUUUCGCUUGCGGGCCAAGGACGAUGGAGAUACGGAGCAGCGGAGCCGCAUGGAGUUUUGUGGGGUGCAGAUGCACUCUGGAGACAGCCGUUUUGUCUCUUCUUCUUCUCCUUCGGAUGAUGAUGAAGAGGGUUCUUCUGUUGUUGCCCUUCGGGUGUAUAAACAGCACUGCGCUGACAACACCUACAAAGCCCGCUGUCCCUGUAUCGCCGGCCAGCAAUGCACCACCGCUCGCUUCUCGCACUGCCCCGCAGGCACCUAUAGGUGA
Molecule: messenger RNA, 2859 nt
Organism: Eimeria acervulina
Lineage: Eukaryota; Apicomplexa; Conoidasida; Eucoccidiorida; Eimeriidae
Exons: 9
Coding region: 1-2859 (952 amino acids)
Biological process (GO): regulation of transcription by RNA polymerase II
Cellular component (GO): nucleus
Molecular function (GO): transcription cis-regulatory region binding
Source: RefSeq, a predicted model, not a curated record